UUUGCGAGAAAAUUAUGUUUAUUAAUCAUCAAUUAUUAGUAUUUGGAUUAAUCGAAUUAGUUGUUUAUUUUUUUGAAUUUUCCGCGAAAAUGUUCGAUAUCAAAAUCGAUACGAUGAUCGAUAGUCAGAAAAAGUAAACAAUGUUAACCUUUGUUUUGGUUUUCUUCAAUUAGUAAAUUAAUUCUCAUUUUCUAAUUGUUAAUUUUUCCAAUUAGAAGAUUGAUUAGUUUAAUUGGACUUUUUGUCAUCAUGAUCACAACUGCAAAUUUUCGUGCUCUUCCCUUGCAUCUGAAGAUAAUAGUGAGCGUGAAGAAAUGUUACCAGCGACAUCCGAUCGCUUUGAUUGGCUUGGGUCAUGCAUUCGUUGGCGUUUUUGGGUAUUUCUUUUACAUUGACAAACUUUUGGCGACCAACCAGCGGGUGAUGCCACGAUAUCGGAGUUGGUACACUGUGUACAGACCUGAUGACGUGCGAUUAAAAUUGACACCGAAAAGAUUUGUCACCGAUAAGCAAUUCAUGAAGGAAGAUCAUCAUGACUACAAUGAUGAUGCUCCAAGCACUUUGGUUCCACCAGUUAAAUUCAGAGCUAAUCGUGAACGUUUAGGAGGAAAUGGUUAUGUCCAAUGAGAAGUUAAAUUGUAGUGUAUCAUAAAAAUUCAAAGAAUUAUCUAGAUUAAAGUGUUUAAUUGGUCUAUGGCCUGUGUUGAAGUGUCAGCAUUAAAAACGCGAAUCAUUUAUCCGGAUAUGAAGAAUUGAAGUAAACCCAUUCGGCCAUUAAUAAAUUCGAUUAAUGGUUUAUUGUUCGUAAAUACGAUGGAUGAAUUGAGAGAUACUUCGAAUUCGUGGUUUUCGUCUAAUUAUUCAUGUCUCUUAGAUCAACUCAGACUUCCAUCCUGAUUAUCACUUUGAUUAGAAUCUAUUUCCACGAACCCUCCUCAUAACAAAGUGGAUACAUUUAUGAUCGAAAUAGUUGAAGACUGAAUUGAAAUUCGAGUUUGAAACCAACUUUGUUCUAUUUGAAAUUGAAUAAUCAGUGUUAAUAGCUCGAAGCGAUUCGUUUCUUUCGCGAUGGACCAUAUAAAGAAUCGCUUCUCCUUUUUAAUCUUUUGAAGGUUAGCGGAGGAAGAAAACAAAACUUUUCAGUUAAUCGAUUUAGGCUCCUACCUUUGUUAGCAUCUUAAUCUUUUCCUUCUCUCUCAUUUCGAUUCUCAUUUUCUAUUACUAAUCGAAAAAGAUAAAUUCAGUUAUUUGGACAAUUUCAGUUCCAAUCGUUAAAGUGACUCUUCUUAUUUUCAGCUUCAAUUGUGCGAUUUAAAAUUCAUCUGUGAUUUAAUUAUUUCCAAUGUGUUUUCUAACUGACUAGUUUCAGAAAACUCGAAUCGAAAUGUUUCAAAUGUGAAUAACAAUCAACAAUUACCGUCGUUUGCAUGGUCUUAUUUACAAUUGGAAGUUCUCAAUUGCUUGAAAACCAUAAUGGACACUUCGUUGGGAAUACAACAAAUCAUUGGCGACGAAUCAAAUUAUGCAGAAAAAUUGGCCUCAGCUCUUGACACCACCAAUCGAACCAUAAAAAAGCAAAUUUUUGACCUUUUAUCGGCUCUUUGUGUUUAUAGUAAGGAUGGACAUUGGAAAGCUCUGCAAACCCUUAAUCACUAUCAGGCACUUAAACGAACUCGAUAUCGAUUUGAAGUGAUCGUAGAUGAGCUUCAAAAUGCUAAGAAUUUGGAAUAUAAGACCAAACUAUUGGCCUUCAUCAAUUGUUUAAUCAUAUCAGCGGGUAACGGGAAGGAAAGGUCUUCCGUUAGAAAUGAAUUCAUUGGACUUAAAUUACUUCAAUUAAUUUCUGAAAUUCGUCGUGAAGGAACAAAUGAUGAACUAUCGAAGCAAAUUGAUCUUUUUGAAGAACAGAGGAAAUCAGAUGAUAACAUUGAUUCUUUAGAUGUUAAUUCACAUCAGGACAUAUUCUUCACGAUUCUCCGUCAAGUAUCAGGGCAGCCUGAAUACGAAACGCCAUUUCUUCAUCUAUUACAACAUUUACUUACCAUCGAUUAUGGUUCUAGUGAUAUUCCUUCAGUUAUCUGGGAAACUGCAUCAACUUUAGUCCAUCGAGCAACCACAUUGAUUGAAUCUCGCGAUGAUGCAGAUAAAUUGAUCCGUUGGCACACCAAAAGAAGAGGAUCGAUUGACCCAACCUCAGGUUCUCGAUUAAGCGCUUUAUCAUCGCCGAUCAAUUUAGCAUCACCAACAACUCCUCAAAAAUCAUUCUCUCGCAAUUGCAGUCGGCCAUUGUCACCAGCCGAAUCUAAAUUUGAACCGAUUCAAGAAACAAAUGACACACCACAAGCGUCUCUCGAAUCGACUCCUUUUCAACCCUCCCUUCCUCCGCCACCUCCACCUCCACCUCCUCCUCCUCCGCCGCCACCACCACCACCGCCUCCUCCUCCAUCAUCGAGAAUGUCUUCAAGUCAACCCUGUUUUCCUGUUGGAAUGAACAAUUCAUAUUGUUCACCCUUAUUAUCUGCAUCGACUCCUUCUGAACCUGAAUACCUCAAGUUGACAAACUUCGAUAUCCCAAAGCCCAAGAGUAAAAUGCGAUCAUUAAAUUGGGUGAAAAUUCCUUGUCAGAAAGUGAUUCAAUCGAAUCAAUCUAAUCUAUGGAAUUUAAUGGCUCAAGAAAAAUCAGCAAUUAAAACUCUAUCCGUUGAUUUCGAUUCUUUGGAAGAGCUUUUUUGUCAACCCAAUAGCUCAUUAGUUUCUUCAACAUUAUCUACAUCUACUAAUGGACAUGUAUCUUCAUCCUCGACAUCAAACGCAUCAUCAAUUUCAUCUUCAAUUGCUUCUGGUUGUUUACAAUCUUCAUGCUCAUCAUUAACAUCAGUCUCAUCGUUUCAACCAAAUACAACAAUUAACGGCCACAAUAUCCAUCACCAUAUUCAUAUACACACUCAUUCAUCUGAUUCUAGUUCGGGCUCUUGUUCCCCAAUACCGAAUCGUUUAGUACUCGAUGGACUAUCGACAUCCCCCUGCGGCAGUUUAGAUAGGAAAAUAAUGAAAAGACACAGUGGCGAAUAUGGAACCAAUCAAAUCUCUCCGCCUGAAACAAUUAAUCUCAAUAUUCUAGAUGGUAAGAAAUCGCUCUCAGUGAACAUCUUUUUGAAACAAUUUCGAGGAUCAACCGAAGAACUGAUUGAUUCGAUUAAAAAUGGCGACCAUGGGUCAAUUGGAGCAGAAAGAUUAAGAAGUCUAAUGAAACUAUUACCAGAAUCAAAUGAGAAGCAACAAUUACAAAAGUAUAUCAAUGAUUUGAACCGAAUGCCAAUCGCCGAGAAAUUUUUAACUCAGUUGAUUCAAAUUCCCAAUUACCAAUUACGAAUUGAAUGUAUGCUCGUAAAGGAGGAAUUUGACUCUAACAUCGCAUCCUUAGAACCAUCGAUUUCGAUAAUUGAAGCAGCAGCUAACGAGCUCAAAACAAAUGAAAAUCUACGAAAUGUCAUGUACUUAAUUCUUGUUGCUGGAAACUUUCUCAACUCGGGAGGAUACGCCGGAGAUGCUGUUGGAUUUAAGAUGAUGUCCUUGACUAAACUAUCAGAGAUUCGAGGUAAUAAACCAGGAUUCAGUCUAAUCCAUUACGUAGCUUUAGAAUCAGUGAAGAAAAAUAUUCAUGGGUUUCUUGAGUGUUCUAAUAGCUUUGAAGAAGCUGCUAAGAUAUCGGUUGACUCAUUAAAAGAUGAGAUCAAAGCGAUUUCGAGUAAAAUAACAAGCUUGAAAAAGACAAUAUCGUCAUUGAAAGGAUGUUUAGAACUCUUUUUCGUUGAGAUGAGUCGAUUUCUCGAUGCAGCAUCAAAAGAGAUCGAGAGAUUAACUGUUUCCAUAGAAAUUGAAAUCGAAAGAACCAGGAUUGAUUUGGCUCAAUUCCUUUGUGAAGAUAUAUCGACAUUCAAAUUGGAUGAAUGUUUUUCUGUUUUUGCUUCAUUUUGCCAACGAUUCAAAUUGGCCUGUGAUGAAAAUGAGCGAAGACGUGAAGUUGAAGCUAAAAAUGAAAGAAGAAGAAAAAAUCUGACCAAUGAGAAUCGUAAAUACGUUAUAACUGAAACGGAAGCUAACGGUGGAGAGCUCAUUCUAUCCGGAAGUAAUACUUUACCUAAGAUUAGAGCGAGUCGACUGGCUCUUAAUGAGUCUAAUACUGAUGACGAUUUAGCAACUGGGCUGAUGGAACUACUCAAAAGCACCAAUGAUUUAUCUGGAUCAAUUUACGAUUCUGCAUAUGGAUCACUAAGAAGAGUUGGAAGCGGUCGAAGAUCAACAACUCGAACAGUUAAUUCGUAUCACCCCGAAUCUGCGAGAGAACGUAUUCCAAAUUCAGAUGGACUCUACUCCUCAAAUACACGAUUAGGUGACAUUGAGUGUAACAUAUUCGAGAUUCCCGAAGAACCUAAAUUGUUAAAAUCAGAUGCAAAAGUCGAUGAGAAAGAGGAAAAAUGUCCAUUUGAAAGAUUCACGCCAAGUAGAAGGUCAUUUUCAAUUAAAAGUUCUAAUAGAAAAUUACUCAACUGUUCCGAGAAUUCAGUUGAACCUCAAGAACCAAUCGUCAAUACAACCACUGGAACAUCAGUGGACAAAGAGGAAUCGAAAGAUGCUCGUAAUUAUUGGAAAUCUUUAGACUCGAGUGAAAACAGCGGAUCAAAAGGACUAAUAUUCACCAAUCAAUCGAAUCAGCCAACAGCAGUUAUAGCACCAACUCAGAUCGAGACAACAAAAGAUUCGAAAGAGAAUAAUAGUAACGGAAUAGCUCGUCGACCGAAUGUAUUGGAAACUUCAUCGAAAUCGUCGUCAUCAUCUUCAAUCAAAUCUGAACUGAUUGGCCCAUUAAACAGUAGGAGAAACUCAAUUUUAUCACCAACGAGUAACAAUUCAACAGCAGCUUAUGUGAAACCAGUUCAAUUGACGGAAAAACAAAUCAUGUCCUCAAUCGGAAGAUCAUCUUCAUCUUCAUCAUCUUCGUCUUCAUUGUUUAAUGGUAAAAGUUCACGAUCACGAGUUCCGGUCAGAAAAGAUAGUUUAACUACUCCACCUAAGCCCCUGAAAGCGGAAACCACGGACGAUGAUUCAGAACAAGAUUUACAAUCAACUAAUAGACUUAAUAAAAUUAAUUCAACGAAAAGAGAUCCAUUAGAACAUCGUUUAUAUCGAAGUGUUGCUCGAAGUACAAGUAAUUUAAGACGUUCUCCACCAAGUAUAGUUAAUCGAAUUGCAGCCAAAUCGACAUACGACCGAUCGAAAAGCUAUUUAAAUAAUGGUCCAAACUCGUCCAAUCUCAUAGAUUCUAAUCCGAAUCUUGUGAAACGUAGAGUUCAAAAUCCACCCGAAUAUUCAGUUAGACGAAUGAACCAAAUCCCGUCAAAUGGUGAGCCAAGGUCAUUCAUGAGACAAACCUCGUCAUCAGCCGCUAAAACCCAAAAAACAGUUAAUCUCGCGAGAUUCAGAUUCUAAUCAAAUAUUA
Molecule: messenger RNA, 5500 nt
Organism: Panonychus citri (citrus red mite)
Lineage: Eukaryota; Metazoa; Arthropoda; Arachnida; Trombidiformes; Tetranychidae
Gene: form3
Product: inverted formin-2-like
Exons: 9
Coding region: 1474-5490 (1338 amino acids)
Biological process (GO): actin cytoskeleton organization
Molecular function (GO): small GTPase binding; actin binding
Source: RefSeq, a predicted model, not a curated record